Argiope bruennichi is the source of this 3685-nucleotide messenger RNA. RefSeq names its product male-specific lethal 1 homolog (gene msl-1). NCBI's taxonomy places the organism in Eukaryota, Metazoa, Arthropoda, Arachnida, Araneae, Araneidae. The transcript has 8 exons. The record is from RefSeq and is a predicted model, not a curated record. Bases 131 to 1615 code for a protein of 494 amino acids. Gene Ontology annotation, cellular component: MSL complex.
ACAACCACAUUGAAUAUGGCGGAUGUACGUUUGUUGUUUAGGAGAUCCAAAUGAAUGUAUGUGAAACAUUUAUAACAGUAGUUUGUAUAUAUCUGAUGUAAUAAAAAAAAAUCGCAACAAAGAAUAUAAGAUGAGGUCGGGAGCAGUAGAUACCGAUCGGUUCAAAGUCGAGGGACGUCAAACCGGGCAUCGGCGAAAAAUGUCAAAAAAUACUUCUGUCUUAAAUGGCGCCUCUGCAAGUUUCAACUACGCCGCUGAAAAUGAUAGCGUGGUCAGGAAGGUAAAAUUGACUUCUUCUUUCCAAGAUCACACAUGCACUAAAUCCCAUGAUCUUUCUCACAAAAAAAUGGACGGAAUCAAAGAAGAGAAGAAAUCACUCCCAUGCGUUGAUGAUCAUUUACUACACACCGAUGACAACGUUGUUCAGAAAAAGUCGAAUGGUACUGCAGCUGAACCGUCCCAUAUGAUUGAUCAAGAGUUGACACUUACUAAUAUUAACUUGCGGAAUAUGCUGAUUUCACAUAUAGAUAUAAUUAAUCAAUUGCAGGAAGAAUUAGCGAGAAAGAACAGGCUUAUUUCCGCACAGUGUAGGGAAACUGCAAAGUUAAGAGCUUGUCUCGACCGCAAACAAAGGAAAAUGUGUCUUGUACGUAGAAACUGUACAAAAUCAGAUGACGAUAGUACAGAUAACGUAUUGGAAGGUAGGAGCAACUUCUCAAAUUGUGAGGUUCCAUCAGUAACAGCAUCAUCAACAACAGCUUUUAUUUCAAGUGGACAUCCCAGUGUCAGAACUCCAGUUUUAGCUACACGCUAUUUUGGAAGACGUUCAAAGACAGUGCCAUCGAGAGCUCUUAAGAGGCGGUACAUGGGGCCACCUAAGACAUUUCCAGUUAAGAAGCUAACCAUUAAGAGUGAAUCCUCAACAGCAUCAGUAUCAUCUACGUCUGAAAUGAAUGAUAUUGAUUGCCAGAAGACUCUUGUUCCAUUAGAAAUCUUAGAAGAUGGCAUCAUAACUACAGGCAUAAGACGAGUUCGCAAAAGACGGGGAAGAAGGCCGAAAAGGGUGCCUAAAAAUACGGACUAUCUAACAACAGAUAAGACUUAUUUUUUAGCAGAUCUCCAGCCUGCUCCAGAAACACUCAGUUCCUCCGAAAUACAUGUGCCUUCAUGGAAGCUUAAACCAGUGACAAGCUUUUAUCAGAUGGAGGGAACUGAGAAUAUAAAUGAUUCUGUCUUUGAACGAAGACAUCAAAAAUUUGAACUAGAUGAACGCCGCAGGAAAAGGUGGGAUAUCCAAAGGAUUCGAGAUCAGAAGGCAUUGGAGAAGAGGCGAGCUAGAGAAAAAGAGAAAUCUGCGAAGCGCAAAUCAUUAUCUUUGUUGCCAGAUCUACGUCAUAUUGAGUACAUAGAAGUAACAGAGCAGUUACCAGUGACAGCAUUUGGCCACCUCAUUCCUCUCUUUCAGCCAUGUGAAUUCUGUUUACCGUGGAAUUUAAGAAACAAUGUGGUGCAAGAUGUGUCAGAAUGUCCUUCUGCUCCUCCACCUCCUCCUCCCCCUUGUCCAUCCAAAGGCAGGCGAGGGCGGCCUGCAAUUGCUGGUCCAAAAGUCACCUGAAUGAAAUGAUGUUUGAGGAUAUGGAUUUCCUUUCACCUUUUCAUUGGAGAGGCUUUCAAUUCUGGUCUUGAAUGAGCCGAAAACAGUGUUGUACUCAUCUAUAGUUGCAGAGUUCAGUAGUGUACAUAAUACCCAUGUAUUCAGAAGGAAAAAAAUACUUUUUUAAAUAAGUGUAAAUGCUUGACUGGGUACAGUAUCAUUUUUUGGGAGGGGGGGACUAUAAUUCUUUUUACCUGAAGAACUAUUCUGGAAUUAAUAAGGUCCUAGACGCUAUGUGAAGGAAGUACUGGAUUCAAGAUUACAUGUGGUUUGUGGACUUAUAAUAAUUUGUAGAAAUCAUCUUGGGCUGAUGAGUCUUUCUCUUGCAAACAUCUAAGUCUUGAAAUUUUUAUGCAAGUUUUUAUAUAACACUUCUCCAAAAUAUGUUUUGGAAUUAUGGCAAUAAAUUGAAAAUGGAAAUUCAUGACAUGAUAAAUACUAUCACUCCUGCAAAAAGGGGGGGGGGGAGAAUUAGAAACCUUUAAACAAAAAGUCUUCAUAAAAGUACAGACACAACUGUAGUACAUCAUAUGGUUCUUUAUGGAAAUUUUAUUUUCUUAUAUAAAAAUAAUUGUAUUCCAAUGUUAAAAUGUGGAAAAUGUAGUAAAUGUCUGCCUGUAAUGAAAAUUAAAAAAAUAUAUUGUCAGUAGUGGCAAGCCAAAGAUGAAACUAUCUGUGCUUUUUAUUUAAAUAAACAUUUCCAGUAUAAUAAUUUGUUAUGAAUACACCUACCUAUAGGGAGUCUCUGGGCAUGUGCAGUGAUCCAGUUUUUACUUCCCAAUUCAGAGCUGAAAUGGUAUAGCCUUUCAUUCCGAUAAACUUGUCUAGUGCAUUUUCAUCAUGUAUAUAGAAAUCACCAAUUAAAACUCCAUUGUAAACAUAACAUAAAUAAAUAAAUGGAUAUAUAUUUAGCAUUUUUUAUGCGAUGAUAAUGAGAUGGUUCCUGUUCUGCUUAUUCAUUUUAUUUUGUCUGAAAUAGGACUGGGUGAUGCUAAAUGUUAAUAAAGUCAAAAAUAGUUUUGUUUCAAAAUAUUUGUCUAUCAGUAAUUUUGAUUAUCCUUGUAAUUAUGUUGAGUUUUUUUGUUGUAAUGGUAAUUACUGAUUUGUUAUUUUGUAAGAUAAAAUUGUGUUUAUUAUUUUGAUGUUAAGAUUUUAUAUAAUUCACAGAUUUCAGUGAUGUGAUUAGUUAUGUUUUUAAGUUGUUGAAUUUUCUAUUCAUAUUAACAGAAUACUUGAAUAUAUGAUUCGAGAGAAAAGGUGUAAAAGUUAUAAUGAAUAUCAUGUAAACUAUAGCAGCAGUAGUAACUUUAAAAUAAUAUUCAAAUUUUUAAUUAGAAUAAUAAUUUGUGUAGAUAUAAUUUUAGUCAUAGAUAUUUCAAUUAUUUUUGAAAGGCAAACUAUUUGCUGAAAAUGAUGGGUGUUUGAAAAAUAUCUUAUUAUUCCAUCACUUCCUAUCUGUUACUAUCUGUCCAUCUCUAAAAACAUUGACAAUAUUUUAUUAAAUUUCUUUGAUUAAUAUUUUAUUUAUUUCUCAUCAUAUAUAUAUAUAUAUAUAUAUAUAUAAUAUAUGCAAAAGUUGCUUCACUUGAAAUUUUUUUCUAGGAGAGAGUAAUGGAUAAUAGAAUUCUAAUCUUCUAAAUUCAGUAAGAGAGAGGGAAAAAAAGUUUUUUUUCUUUCUCUUUGUUACUGAAUUUAAUUUUUUUCAUUAGUGAUUUUUUGUUGCAUAAUUAUUAUUAAUUUUUUGAAAUGUUUAAAAUUUUCAAACUUACAUUCUACAUCUUUGUGGUGUUUUUCUUUAUUAUUCUCUAUACAGAGAAUGAAUGAAUGAUAUUGCAAUUUGCCCAUGUGAAACAAUAAUCAAUUGUAUUUCAUAUGGUCCAUCGCCCAGUCCUUCAAUGAUAUCCUCAACUGAAAUAAAAUUGAGUGAGAUUUUGUAUUCUAUAAUGUAAAGAUCAUUUUUUUCACAAUGGGUAAAGCACAUGUUUUUUUUUUUUUUAAAUCAUUCAUGAACAGCUUUUGCUUGUAAUUUGG